GAGGCACAAUGACGAAUGACAAUUUCGUUAUCACAAAUAUAUAAUACAUUCUUAUCAGCGACGAACGAUGAUGCACGUGUUACAGUUAAAAAAGAAAUAGUCCGUCAUUUAAUCAAAAUGAUAUUUAAUUGUUUGAAAUGUAAACGUUUAUCAAUAACGUGUAAAGUUUUGGAACGAUCAAGAAUAUUUUAUCCUAACCUAUCAACUAUGUUAAUUCGUUGCAAAUCAGAUGAUACAUUUGUGACUAUUGCUGACGUAUCGAAGCGUGUCAAAACAGCGAAAACUCCAGAAUACAUUCCUAGAAAAUAUUUAUUAAAUGUAACUGGACAAGGAUCAUUGAGGCAUUUAAAAUGGAUGCUACAAAAGGAUAUCUUAUGUCAAGAUAUUUUUCUAACAGGAAGUCCAGGUUCCAGAAGACGAGAAUUAGCUUUGGCCUUUUUAGAAUUAACAAAUCGAGAAUUAGAAUUCAUUGCUUUAUCAAGAGAUACAACGGAGGCUGAUUUGAAACAGAGAAGAGAGAUUAAAAGUGGAACUGCAUAUUAUCAUGAUCAAAGUGCAGUAAGAGCUGCUAUUAAUGGUAGAGUUCUUCUGAUAGAAGGCGUAGAGAAAGCAGAACGAAAUGUUUUGCCUAUUUUAAAUAAUCUAUUAGAAAAUAGAGAAAUGCAUUUGGAAGACGGCAGGUUCCUUAUUCCAGCUGAGCGUUAUGAUAAAUUAUUAGAGCAACAUAGUCAAGCAGAAUUAGACGCAUGGCAAUUGGUUAGAGUCAACGAGGACUUUAGAGUAAUCGCUUUGGGACUACCAUCACCACGUUAUCCUGGUCAUCCAUUGGAUCCACCUCUAAGAUCUAGAUUUCAAGCACGAUAUAUUCCAUUUUCUACCUUUGAAGAACAGAUUAAUAUGAUGAAAAAAAUAACAUCGGACAACAUUGAUCCAGAACGUUUAUCAAAAUUAUUAUCCUGUGCUCAUGCCUUGGUAACUCAGGAAGCUAUGAGUUUGAAUCUUCCUGAUUUUCCUUUGGAUAAUCUUCCGCUAGCUGCGAAAAUUUUGGAUAAUUGUCCGGAUCUCUCGGUAUUUGAUAUAUUUUAUAGGUUUUAUCCGUACAAAUUGUUUUUGGGAAAGGAAGGACAAGACGCUGUUGAAAAUAUUCUUAAAACGUUCGAUGUUUUGAGAAAUCCAUUGAUAAGAAAAUCAAGUAAAAUAGAUACUGAGAAAAUUGGAGAGAAUUUGUUAAAUGUUUUUAUCAAAAGGGACGACGUAAAAACGACGUUGCAAGUACUUUCUGGAUCGAUAGAAUUAAAUAAAUCAAUGGGAGAUAAUUAUAUAGAGACGAAGUAUCAAAAUAAUUUAUUGGCCAGCUUAAUGGAAUCGCAUUUGGCCUCGGAUUUGUGUUUAAUUGGUCCGAAAGGUUGUGGGAAAACUACGACAGUUCAAAAGUUAGCUGAUUUAAUGGGUUAUGAAGUAGAGCCUAUAAUGCUUUAUCAAGACAUGACGUCGAGGGAUUUAAUACAGCAAAGAACAACGUUACCGAAUGGUGAUACUGUUUGGAGAAAUUCAGCUCUUGUGGAUGCAGCUCUUGAAGGAAAAAUGGCUGUGUUAGAUGGAAUAGAUAGAAUACAUUCUAGUACUCUUGCCAUAUUACAUAGAUUAAUUCACGAUCGUGAAUUACAAUUGCACGAUGGCACGAGACUUAUAAGAUCCGAUCGAUACAACGAAAUUAAAGAGGAGUAUAAAAAAUCGGACGAAGAAAUGCAUAAAUCGGGGAUUUAUCAAAUUCAUCCGUCCUUUAGAUUGAUAGCACUUGCUGGAAAGCCAAUGAUUAAUAGUUCAAUAGGUCAGUGGUUAAAUUCAGAGCUUUUGAGUAUGUUCCUUUUUCAUGAAAUGAGACCUCUGGCUAAAGAAGAAGAAAUUCAUAUUAUUCGCUCGAAAUACGGAGAACCCAGCGAAGCUCUUUUAAAUAUUAUUCAAUUAGCGCACACAUUAAGAUCUUCGAAUGAUCCAACUUUACAAUCUCUCGCUGGAUCACUUAGUACAAGACAAUUAUUAAGAAUAGCCGAAAGAAUGAAAAAAUUUGAUAACGAUGAUGCUUACACGGCCGUUCAUCGAGCUUGCCUGGCACGUUUCUUACCAUCUGUGACUAAACAAGCACUCGAUGAUUGUUUGAAUCGAUUGAAUAUAAUUCCUAAAGAAGAUAAGACCGAACGGAAGAUCGAUUACGAAGUUACAGAUAAUACCGUGAAAAUUGGUAAAACUAUUGUCGAUAGAUACAAUACGAAGUUAUUAAGCAAAGUACCAGAUAUUUUAUUUUACGACGUACCACAACAUUUAACACUUUUGGAAAGCUUACUUCAAGACUUUAUGCUCGGACAUAAUCUUUUGUUAGUUGGUAAUCAAGGCGUUGGUAAAAAUAAAAUAGUCGAUAGAUUGUUACAAUUGAUGAAUAGACCCCGAGAAUAUAUUCAAUUGCAUAGGGAUACUACUGUUCAAACUUUAACAUUGCAGCCUAUGGUUAAAGACGGUAAAGUAGUUUAUGAGGAUUCACCACUUGUUCAAGCGGUUAAACUUGGACAUGUGCUUGUUAUCGACGAGGCGGAUAAAGCUCCGACACAUGUGACGUGUAUAUUAAAGACUUUGGUCGAAUCCGGAGAAAUGAUAUUAUCGGAUGGCAGACGAAUCGUUCCAUCUAAUACCAAUUUAAUUAUUGAUAAUUCUAACGAAAGGAUACCACUUCAUCCAGAUUUCAGAAUAAUAGUAUUAGCGAACAGACCUGGUUUUCCAUUUUUGGGCAAUGAUUUCUUCGGUUCUUUGGGAGAUCUAUUUAGUACACAUUCUGUUGAUAAUCCCACUAUGGAAAAUGAAAUUCAAUUGUUAAAGCAAUACGGUCCUAAUGUCGAUGAUAAAAUAAUAGAGAAAUUGGUCAAGGCCUUUGGAGAAUUGAGAGGUAUGGCCGAUCAAGGAUUAGUAUCCUAUCCCUAUUCGACACGAGAAGUUGUCAAUAUAGUCAAACAUAUAGAGAAAUUUCCAAAAGAACCUUUAUCGGUAGUUGUCAGAAAUGUAUUUGAUUUCGAUCGAUACAGUCCAGAAAUUUUUGAUACUUUAGUAACUGUUUUACACAAACACGGCAUUCCCGUAGGAACUUCACCGAAUAAUGUAGCAUUAGCGAAAGAAAUAUCUUUACCGGAUAUCAAGGUUUGCGGUAGUUGGAACGUUUUGAACACAUUCAAGGUUCUGCCCGUUCAAGAGAGAUACAUUAAAUUGAAAGCACCCUCUUAUCCAAUUCGAAAUAGUCAAAUGUUAGAUCGAGUAGAAGCUAGAUCUGCAUGGUUCACCGAGUUACAGAGUUAUUGGACUGUACCAUUAAACGAAAGUGGUCUUGUCGUGUCUUUGACAGUUACUAAGGGAACAAAAGGAGAUGGCACAGAUGAUAAAGUACACGUACUUACUACGAAUCCUUUAAGUUUGUUUACUAUGAAUCUAGAGAGUGAAACAAUUCAAGAGAUUAAAAUACACGGUUUGAUUAAAGAACGAAGUCAUAAUAAUGCAUCGUUAUGUACAAUUGCAUCUGAUAAAAUUGGAAAUAUUUUUCUACAUGAAGGAAAUAGUAAUAGUCUGCUAAUGAUAAAUACGGAUAAAGGGUCCGUUCAAGAAAUUCAAUUGUCAUCAAUUUUGGAACAGACUGUUGAUAAAAUUUCUAAUACUCUUGGACGUCAAAAUUUAAAUUGGAAAAUGUUGCCGGAUCUGAUUUCUUCGAACAAUCAAAUUGUAUUUUUCGUUCCUAACAAAAACAAGGUGGAAGUUAUCAAUCUGGAUAAUAUGAGUGUCUAUUCGAUCAAUUUACCCUGUGACGCGGAAUCGAUAUUGCUUGCGUCUGCGAAUAAAUGGCUGAUACAGGAUACGUUCAAGAAUAAAUAUAUUUUCGAGAAGUCUGUGGAGUCUCAACCGUGUCCGAACGUUUUACGAGAAAUUCAAGAGUCCGAUAGUACUAACCUGAGGAAAGACAUUUUAUUGAAUUGUUCUCAAGAUAAUUUACAUCAAAAUAUACUUAGCGAAGCGUUGCAACAAAAGAUAAAUUCUCCUAAUAGACUUUUGAUUACUAAUAACAUAUACGCUGGUAUCAUUAUUGGAUUUCCUGAAUUGGACAGUGCUUAUGAAUUAUAUUAUUGGCCUAGGAAAAUACGAUUGAAUAAUUUUAUUACGCCUAUUAUAACGAACGACGGUCAAGUGAUACGAACGAUAUCCAUUGAACAAGUUCCUGAAGAAGUUUGUCCUAAUGAUAAAAAACAUAUUGGAAUUUCUGGUUAUUUAGAAGUCGUUAAUACUGUCAAUCACAAAGUUCGAUACAUUCCCAUACCCGAACCUACCAGAAUCUCUCAUCUUUCACAAUGGUUAUACGGUAAAGAGUUACCAAUAUUUGCAUCGGCUACUUCGAAUUAUGGCCUUGUAACUGUUGACGUCACUGGAUGCGUUCGUCUAUGGGAAACGUCUUUAACGAAUAUAGAAAAGUCUUUAGGCUCUUGGAGAAGUAUGAUUGGAAUUGACGAUGAUAAGAUACAAAUUACGAAGGAAAGAUAUUCGGGUCAAGAUGUAAGCGGACCGAAACAUGGAAAGAUCGAUGAGAAAAAUGAUCCUCACGUUGGUGGAAAUACUUGGGCCGGUGGAACAGGAGGUAGAGACACGGCUGGAUUAGGUGGAAAGGGUGGUCCAUAUCGUUUGGACGCUGGUCAUACGGUACAUCAGCUUAGCGACGAUGAAAAAAAUUCAGUUCCUGAACAUAUAAAAAAAGCUGCACGUGAAAUGGGUUUGCGUGCAUUUAAGCAACGUCUAAGGGAUAUCAAAAUGAGCGAAUACGAUCAUAAACUUUACAAUAGAUUUAGCGAUGCCGUUUCUAAACAAGUUCAAGCAUUGAGAAUAAUAUUAGGUAGUUUACAAGCUAAAAGCAACGAACGUCAAUGGUGUAGACACCAAACGUCCGGUGAAUUGGAUGAUACCAAAUUAAUAGAAGGUUUAACGGGUGAAAAAACGAUUUAUCGACGUAGAGCAGAAAAGGAACCAGAGCUUGGUGUUCCCCAAUUAAAACCGAAAAGAUUGAAAUUGGUGGUUGAUGUGUCCGGUAGCAUGUAUAGAUUUAAUGGCUAUGACGGACGAUUAGAUCGCGAAAUGGAAGCUUGCGUUAUGGUGAUGGAAUCGUUCAGUGGUUACGAAGAUAAAUUUCAAUAUGACAUCAUUGGUCAUUCCGGAGAUGAUUAUCGUAUCGUAUUUGUGGAUCGUUCUAAACCACCGAUUGAUAAUAAAAGAAGAUUAGAAAUAAUCAAAAUGAUGCACGCUCAUUCGCAAUUUUGUAUGUCCGGUGAUAAUACAUUAGAAGCAACGCAAGAUGCUAUUUCUGGCUUAGCAAAAGAAGAUAGUGACGAAUCGAUCGUUGUUGUACUUUCGGAUGCAAAUUUAGAACGUUAUGGGAUUAGACCAGAAAGAUUUGCUAAAGUACUCACGUCGAAUCCAGACGUAAACGCUUAUGCUAUUUUUAUCGGUUCGUUGGGCGAUCAAGCGACAAGAUUGAUCGAAAAAAUGCCGUCAGGACGUGCCUACGUUUGUAUGGAUUUACAAAAGAUUCCACGAAUAUUGCAACAAAUAUUUGCCUCAUCCGUAUUAAGUACAACGCGAGUGAAUUGAUGAAAAAAUUAAAUUAGUUUAAUGAAACAAAUUAUGAAAGGUACAUAAGAACAGUUCUUUUUUUUUUUUUUUUUUUUAUAACAUUACGAUUUAUAUUUAUACUACUUGUAAUAUAUGGAUUUAUAUUUAUCAAAUUUGUAUUUAUAAAAAUUAUAUAUAUAUAUAAAUAAGACCAAUCGUGAUUUGUCAGAAAUUAAAAAACGUAUCUCCUUUGA
This is a messenger RNA of Vespa crabro (European hornet), 5882 nucleotides long. It is a transcript of the gene c12.2, whose product is annotated as von Willebrand factor A domain-containing protein 8. Gene Ontology annotation, cellular component: cytoplasm. Lineage: Eukaryota; Metazoa; Arthropoda; Insecta; Hymenoptera; Vespidae. The record is from RefSeq and is a predicted model, not a curated record. Bases 16 to 5667 code for a protein of 1883 amino acids. Gene Ontology annotation, molecular function: ATP hydrolysis activity; ATP binding. The transcript has 20 exons.